AACAGAACAUUUGGAGAUAAAUUGUUUUAAGCGAUUCAUUAUGGUGAGAAAAUUUUCGCACGCUUUCAAACAGUUGUUACGUUAGUUAAAACAGUGUUUUAUUGAUUCAGCCGUUUUUUUAUCAUAAAACUUUACUCCUUAGAAUUAUAAACAAAGAAAUUGUAUUCGUAUACCGUAUGUCUUUAAAACAGUUUUAAUGAAGUAAACAGCUGACUAAGCAACAAAAUGAACAAAAUGUUAAUUGAGCAGUUGUUUAAGCAUUGCAGUCAAUAGAAAAGUAUCUUAAAGUUAAAAUGGUUUAUUUAAAAUUUUAGCUUUAAAAGAACGAAAUUAUAAUGAAAAACUCAAACUUGAAUAAAACUAAAAAAAAAAGCUUGCAAGCAUUUGGAAAAAUAACAAACCAACGUUUUUGUUAACAUUUUAUAACUUCAAAUUUAUAAGCGUAAAGUUAUAAAGGCUUCAUAAACGGAAUAUUAAUAAUGGUGUUACCACAGUUUUUCAAGCUUUACAUAAAUGUGUGCUUAAACAUGAAUUCGACUGUCGUAUUAUAUUACCUGUUUCCUCUGUCCAUAGUUUCAACUGUUCCGGGAGAGCAAAUUUCAUGCAAGGAAAAUUUUACUACCCCUUUUCUUCAAUACCCUGCGCCAUCUUGUGGUGGAAACAAAAAUAUUAUUUAUAGUUUUUGUGAACCAAGUAGAAUUUCAAAAUCGAGUACCACAUUUUUAUGUUUAACAACAAUAAAUUUUCGUUUAAUUACUUUCACAGCUCAGUGUUUGUCAUUAGAAUAUCAAACAUGGAAAUUUUACAUUGAGCCAUUAUUUCCAAAAUACAGUAUUUAUAUAAUAUAUAUGAUAUUUGGUGCACUAAUAUUUCUGAUAACAACAGUUAUAAACUUAGCUGUAUUAGUUGCUGUGGCAACAACACAAUUAUAUAAAUCGCUCAAUACCGCUGUUUACGCAAUGCAUAUGACUUUAAUUGAUUUACUGCUAGCUUUAUCUGCUCAAGUCUUGCACUUAUCUGUGACAAUAAUAAUCGAAGAAGGUUACUUUCACGGAUAUGUACUCACUUCAAAAAGUACUUUUGAAUCUAUUUUAAAUUGGUAUAAUCACAUUGACUUUAUAUUGAUAAACGCCCAGUUUGCAAAUUUGGCGUUAUUAUCUGUGGAAAGAUGUCUCGCAAUUUUUAAACCAUUUUGGCACUUACAAACAGUGACACCCAGAAAAUGCAUUUACUCUCUUGCAUUAGUAUGGCUUUAUACAAUAGUUAUAUACGUCAUUAAUUUUUAUACUAUUGACAUCCGUAAAGUGCAAUAUAUUUCUUUUGUGUUAGCAUAUGGUAUACCAACCCUGAUAAUGAUAUUAACUUAUUUUAUAAUAAUAUGGGAAGUUCGUAAUGCCAAAAAAUCCUCGGAAUCUUCAUUUAACUUCUAUAAAAACCAGCAAUUAGCAGUAACAGCAAAACUGGUGAAAAUUACUCUGCUGUUUCUUUUAUGUUGGAUACCAUUUUUCACUUGUCAGAUGAUGCAACUCAAAAGAUCCAAUAACAACGUCAGAACUGCAGCUAAAUGGUCUAAGUUGUUGUCUUACUGUCACUGCAUUUUUGAUCCCAUUCUAUAUUCCAUUUCAAAUUCUGAAAUCAAAAAAGGAAUAAAACGAAUCAUUCUGACCAUUAUGUGUUGCGGAGAGCAACCAAACAAAAAGGAUCAAACAUUUUCUUUUAUGAUGGAUACGCCUUUAAAUCAAAGAAAUUCUAAAUCGAUUGUGAUAGAAAAUAAACGUUACGACAUUUCAAAUGAAGGCUCUCCACAAAUUUAAAUGAAAUUAAUAAUGAAAACAAUAAAGUUUAUUUUGGAUAAUACUCUUCAACAUUUUGUUGGUACAUACAGUUUAGUACAAUUAUUGAAAACAUUUUAUAAUCAUGAAACGAUGUUCUUGUAACAUGUUUUUUAUAUUAUGACACGAAGCAAAAACUAAAAUAGGAAGUCAUAAACCUCAUAUAUUGAAUUUUUAAUUAAACGUUUUUAAAUACUUAUUACCUAUCUAUUCAUCAGCUAUUAGCUAGUCUAAUUUUUGUGAGUUCUGGAUUUUAUAAUUUUGUGAAUACCAGUAGUGUAAUUAAAAAUCCUAGAUAAUUUCAACAGCACCGAUUAUGCUUUUAUUUUGUUACCAUGUAGAAAGUUGGUAUUGAUAUUAAUGUUGAUGUUUUACAAUCAUUUCAGAAAUUUUUAAGAUUUUGUGAAAAAUAUUUAUCUAGUCAAAGCGCAAUUCCUAGAACGAAGAAGUCAACUUAAAUUAACGUUUAUUUUCACUAGCUAUAAAUAUUUAUUGUUUACAAUAUAUUAUAGGCUGUGUUUAUUUUUAUUUAACUUUCAUUAAAUAGUAUCGUUUCACAUGUAACCAACUGUUACCAAGUCGCAUAAUUUAGCUAGCCCAAUCUUACCAACUGGAGCAAAUUAAUUGAAUUUGCAAUUGAUCCAAUCGCAAUUCAAAUGGCUCAAUAAAAUGACACGGUUGGUGUCGUAUUGCUAUAAUGGUGGCAAACGCGUUUUUUGCAAACUUUCAUUGCACCACAAGUAAUCUUGUUAUACUACUUUUAUUAUUUACCAGUGUUUUU
This is a messenger RNA of Hydra vulgaris (swiftwater hydra), 2613 nucleotides long. RefSeq names its product galanin receptor 2a. Gene Ontology annotation, molecular function: G protein-coupled receptor activity. Gene Ontology annotation, cellular component: plasma membrane. The record is from RefSeq and is a predicted model, not a curated record. Gene Ontology annotation, biological process: G protein-coupled receptor signaling pathway. Lineage: Eukaryota; Metazoa; Cnidaria; Hydrozoa; Anthoathecata; Hydridae.